AUGACAAAAGGUUGCUAUACCUGUCGCCGCCGUCGCAUCAUCUGCGAUAAUGGUCAGCCGACUUGCAGGAAGUGCCGAGAUGCAGGUAAAGAAUGUUUGGGCUACCAGAAGCCUUUGGUCUGGGUCAAAGGUGGUGUUGCCAGUCGUGGCAAGAUGAUGGGUCGUUCCUUUGACGAUGUGAACAAGUCCGACGGCGAUGCGAAAUCCCCACCUGCCUCCGAACCCAAUGAUACUGCACCGCAAAAUACCCCCGGCUUCAACUUCUUCUCCAUCGCGAAGUCUUCGCCCGAGAAUGACUCAUCUAGCUGCGGGACUCAGUCGAGUCCGGAGGCCGACGCCUGGAUCCAAGACACACUAGAUACUGCUAUAUUUGGACCAGCGAAAGAAGAUGCACUGCUUGGGUUGGACCUUUCGGAGCAGAAAGAUACCGCACUGGUACAAGUACCUCGCGGAAGCUCUACAGAGGACGCUCCAACACCGUGGGGGCUUGUCGACCCGCUAUUCAAAGAUAUGUCACGACUUUCACGAUUCUAUCUGCACCACUAUAAUCAAUGCAUGGCGGGAGACUUCGUUGUCUACGCCGGAUCGAAUAACCCAUGGCGAAACAUUAUAAAUUUAGUCGGAGACUCGCCGCUUCUUGGGCUAGCUCUAUCUUCAAUGGGAGCUCUCCAUUUCUCACUCACGACGAACUCAGAAGCGGCCACAAUGCCCUGGUCAAAGCAGAGCCUGCUAACCGCCGACACUCAAUUGACCCCCGAGGACAUUGAAAACUUCAUUUCCCCAACAGGCGCCAACCGACCACCUUCAAAAGCAUUUCAACACUUUUUGGAAUUCAAGCAGCGAACGCUUGGCCAACUAUCCAAAGACCUCUCCAAUCCACUUUCGCAGAGAGACGACAGGACUUUGGCUACUAUAAUCGUCCUCGCGCUCCUAGAUUUAUUCGAAUCGGGCAGUGGCGCCUGGAGCUACCACAUUGAGGGCGCGAAGAAGCUUCUCAGAGACCGACCUGAAGACGAACUUGGCCAGGGUAUGCUACAGGGACUUGAGUCAUUUGCCGUCGAUGGCUGCUUGAUUUUGGAAAUCAUGGGCUCAACACUCGCACGUCCAGGCGCUCUCUCUAAGCCAUUCUACUCAUCGGCCAUGGGUCCAGCUAUGCUCAAACGACUCGAAGUAACCUCCUGGAUCGGAUGUCCCGCCUAUCUUCUUGAAGUGAUAUUCUUCGUACACACCCUCUGGUACCCGGACUCUGAAAUCGCAGCCGCCAUUCCACGACCAACAGCCCUGCCAAUGUCCAUGCAGCAAGGAAGACCGCUCACCCUGGAAUCAUAUGUGGCUCUCCUCCAAGGAAUCCGCAGCUUCGACCCAGUCGCCUGGGCCCACGAAAUGCAACAAAAUCACUUCUUGACUGACGUCUCUCACCGCAUCACUCUCGCCAGCUGCUACCAAGCCGCCGUCUACCUUUACACUAGCCGCGUACUCUCUCGAUCAAGGGAAGGCUUCUCCCCUCCCUGGACAGACGUCGGAGUUCCAGCCGACCACUCCAUCAUCGCGAACAAGCUCAUUGCCGAGCUAUGCUCCAUCCCUUCUUCCGAUCCUCACUUCAAAUGCCUCAUCUGGCCCACGUUCAUAGCAGGCGCGGAAUGCCGCCGUCCAUCGCAACGUGCGCUCGUUCUCGAGAGACUCGGUACACUCUACCAAGCCGUUACCAGUGUCAAUGUUCGCAAUGCAGCUUGGGUACUAAGGUUGAUGUGGCAAACCAAAGACCAAAAGCGACGCGAGCGUGAUGGGUAUCUUGAUUCACAAGUAGGCAAUGGUGACGAUAAUGAAGACGGCGACGAUACAUUCGACUGGAUCGAUGAAUUGGAUGAAUCUCGGCUUGACUGGCUCUUCAUAUAA
This is a messenger RNA of Penicillium waksmanii, 1896 nucleotides long. RefSeq names its product Zn(II)2Cys6 transcription factor. The record is from RefSeq and is a predicted model, not a curated record. The transcript has 2 exons. Bases 1 to 1896 code for a protein of 631 amino acids. Gene Ontology annotation, biological process: regulation of DNA-templated transcription. Lineage: Eukaryota; Fungi; Ascomycota; Eurotiomycetes; Eurotiales; Aspergillaceae. Gene Ontology annotation, molecular function: DNA-binding transcription factor activity, RNA polymerase II-specific; zinc ion binding.